Messenger RNA from Nakaseomyces glabratus, 696 nucleotides. RefSeq lists its product as uncharacterized. The record is from RefSeq and is a predicted model, not a curated record. NCBI's taxonomy places the organism in Eukaryota, Fungi, Ascomycota, Saccharomycetes, Saccharomycetales, Saccharomycetaceae.
AUGCUUAUUAAAAGGGGGCAUCAACAAUUGUGUGAUGCUCUUUUCGGUGCAGAGUCCAAAGGCUUAGGCGGUAAUAGUAGCGAUAUGAGUAAUAUAACUCUCGCUGAAGAAAACAUAAUAGUAGCACAGGAGCCCGAGAAAUUAAUAAUUUCUAAUAGUGGUCUCAUGUUUCUUAAUGCAAGCACAGAUUGUUACCAAUUAGGUACUUGUGAGGACAGAAAAUAUCCAAAACAAAAUAUUGAGCUGAGUAAACCAAUUACAUGGGUCAAAAUUUCAGGUACUUUUGCGGGAAUAUUAUUAUUAGGGUUCAUUAUUGCUCUAGCCAUAAAAUUAAAUAUGGAAAGGCAGAGAAUAAAGCAUUUCAGAGGGUCAGGUGAUAUAUCUAUUAUUACUAGAGAUGAUCCUGAAAGCUUACCUCUAAGAGAAAGAUACAGAGAAUCUAUGGAAAACCAACCUGUUCCUCAAUACACCAGAACUGCCGGCGAAAACUCCAACGAUUUGGGGUACUAUGACAGUAAUGGUAUGUUCCACUUUAAGCAAGGUAGACAAAAUAGGCCUGACGAUAGCAUACCAGGUAUUCUCAGAAGGAACAUAGCCAUACCAAAUUACGGUCCACUGAAUGACAAUGAAGUGGAAGUAUAUCUACAUGCACCGCCACCAACUUAUCAACCAACUUAUCAGUUAAGUAGCGUUUAG